UACAAUGUCAAUUGAGGAACUCUGAAAACAAAUUGAUUGGAUCGUAUCGAAAUUUAUGUGUAGCCGAUUAUGAUUGUCCACCAGGAUGGUGUUGUGAAGGCAAACUAUACGCACGUCGCUGUAGACAAGAAUGUCAUAGAAAAAUUGAACCAGAUGUUGUUCCAGCUGGAAGUUAUUAUGGAAGACAAUUUUGGAAUUUAUGGGCACAUAAACGUCAUAUGGAUCAUAAUCAUUAUUAA
Molecule: messenger RNA, 239 nt
Organism: Schistosoma turkestanicum
Lineage: Eukaryota; Metazoa; Platyhelminthes; Trematoda; Strigeidida; Schistosomatidae
Source: the annotation of a GenBank genome assembly